UUGGCGCUAGGCGCUGCUGGGACCCCGCCGGCCUGCCCGGAUUUGAGGGAGCCAAUGAGCAAGGGCUCCUGGAGGGGGCGGGGCCUGAGAAGGGACCAAUCAGGCCGGUGGGCUGACGGCGAGCAGUUUCGUCCCGCCUCCCGGCCACGUGGGGUGUCUCUUCCUGCGGAUUCCGUCCAGGGUACGGCAAUGGCGCCCUUCGUGAUGAAGACCCUGCACCGAUCGCACGGCUCAGGAGCCAGCAAGAAGUAUUCUCACUCCAAGAACUGGCUCCUUGUCCACACUCAACGGUACUGGUGUAGGUUUAAGCACUUUCUCAAGCCAUCCGUGCUUCAUGUGGAUGCCCGUCUGCUGGAGAAGAUUUUCGGACCAAGCAGAGCCCUCGUCCCGGGGUUCGAACGGGAGUUCAAGGUCCUGCUCCAGAUGAGAGAGCCCAACUCCGAGGGCAAGGUUGAGAUCCUCAUCAUGGGGAGGCGCCGGUACCGGAAGCGUGCCAAAAGGCUGAUUCGCAUCUUGGCGGCGAAGCCCCGAGGGAAACGCUAUGGAGGCACAAUGAUGUUCAGCCUAGAAACCAUGAAGUCUUUUGAAAGAGAAAAUGUUCAUUCUGAUGAUUUCCUCUCCACCGCUAUGAUGAGUAGCCUGGAUGAAGCCAUGCAGUCCCUGGAAAUAGGUCAGGAGACUGUCCAGGAACCUGUUACCAAAACAGUGUAAUUUUUGUGAUUAGGAACCCAGUGCAGGGGGGACGGUUUGGGUCAGGAGCCUUACCCUCAGAGGCCCGGUCUGAACUCUGCCUUUGUUCCUGUGGCUAAGGAGAAACAAGUAUUGUCGGUGGUCUAUCCACCUUCCUCCUUCAUAGAUAGUUGUUUAAAGAUUCAAAUGUGAGUUACAAUAAAAAAUAAACUUUAAAAAACAUAGAUAUAUACAUAGAUAUAGAUUAGUAGUGUCAAGAAAGGCAAUCUUGCUUUUGCAUGCUCCAAGAUGGGAAAAUGCUAAGAAUUAGCAAAUGGUUGGUUCUGCUUUUUCAUAGUGUUUUGUGUGAGGUGGGUAUGGCUGGGAUCUUUAAUGUUCCAGGGACCUUUUGUCCAUAAGGAAGAACUUUACUACUGUUUAUUCUUUCACUAAUACUAAUUUUGAAAAAAAAAAUGUUUGAUAUUAAACAAGCUUUAAAAAAA
Messenger RNA from Canis lupus familiaris (dog), 1172 nucleotides. RefSeq names its product oocyte-expressed protein homolog. The record is from RefSeq and is a predicted model, not a curated record. NCBI's taxonomy places the organism in Eukaryota, Metazoa, Chordata, Mammalia, Carnivora, Canidae. The coding region runs from base 55 to 711 and encodes 218 amino acids. The transcript has 3 exons. Gene Ontology annotation, cellular component: apical cortex; protein-containing complex. Gene Ontology annotation, molecular function: RNA binding.